Messenger RNA from Strongylocentrotus purpuratus (purple sea urchin), 8545 nucleotides. Its product is annotated as zinc finger protein PLAG1. Gene Ontology annotation, biological process: regulation of transcription by RNA polymerase II; cell fate commitment. Gene Ontology annotation, cellular component: nucleus; cytoplasm. Gene Ontology annotation, molecular function: histone deacetylase binding; DNA-binding transcription factor activity; RNA polymerase II cis-regulatory region sequence-specific DNA binding. The coding region runs from base 1017 to 3041 and encodes 674 amino acids. NCBI's taxonomy places the organism in Eukaryota, Metazoa, Echinodermata, Echinoidea, Camarodonta, Strongylocentrotidae. The transcript has 5 exons. The record is from RefSeq and is a predicted model, not a curated record.
AUAUGGACUGGCUAAUAUUGAUGCUUCUUUGACGUGGUUGGAUUGUAAUAGUCGACUUUGAAACCUGACCUCUCUGAAAAGGCUUGCAUUUAUGUCUGGAAAUUCCUCUCUCUGGCCAGUUUGAAAAAAAGAUGUUCCAGUCUUUUAUCUUGAUCAACACAUUCACCUCACCCAAGGUGCCCUUAACUUGAGCCUGGCGUAGCCCUGCCAAAAUAUAAUAAACCAAUCCUCAAAUAUAGAUUCGCAUUUCCUCUCCUGUUUAUUCCUGAUUUCAAGUAACAUGCGGCUUCUUCUGGAUUAGCAGGGUAAAAAUAUUCACACGUUAUCCUUAUCUCACGAGGAGCUCUCUGUUUUUAAAGUCACGGAGAGAUCGCGUGAGGUAUGAGGCUGUUUGUAGUUUAUCUCAGUUAGGCCGCGGUUAUGUAAUAGUCAUGGGUGCAAAAGUGUAAAGAGAGGAGGGGGCUAAAAAUACACGUGAGAGACGGAUAGGGGGACUUUGCGCUCCAAUAUCGGGCAAGGUCAUAGCUCACCAAUUUCUUUGAAGGCUUGAUCAUUUAGCGAGUUGGGAAGAAGUCAUAGAAGCCGAUUUUAUUUCCCUCUCUUGCUCUAGCUUGAAUGUAUGUGAGCAGUGUCAUUGCCUCUCUACCCCCUCUUGCCGACGGGAGCUAUUAUAGAGAGCUAUUUAGCGACAUCAGCGCCAGUAGAGAUUAAUUAAAAGUGAGUGUGAUUCACUAGGCAUUGGUUGAGCCUCCGAAUUGGAUGGGGGAAGCCGACACCUCGUGCUACCGCUGCAAGCCCCAUCGGAGCUAGGAAACGUUGGAGCCCUUGUUUUGUUUGGAGCGCCACGCUGCGGCAACGGCUAGCCGGCAGAGGCUCGGUUGGCCUGGCUAACCCACGCACUCUUGGCCGUUGACAGGGAGACGGCGUAUGACAGUAGCAGCUCUCGCCAGAUAUUUGACAAGGAUGGAAAGGACAAGGCAUCGCUAGACAUCAACGAUGAAAGCACGUGUAGUUGGAUGAUGUUCGUUAGAGCAGCAUCAAGUUUUGAUGAACAGAACCUUGUAGCCUACCAGUUUAAUGAGGAUGUAUAUUUUGCCACCUGUAAACCAAUUUCUCCCCACACAGAACUCAAGGUGUGGUACGCAUCAGAUUAUGCCAAGCUUCUCAACUCACAUGUACUCGGCAGACAGGAUGAGCAAAUGACCGAUCUGUCCAUCCCGACUCCACCGUUAAAACACAAUCACUCGCAAGAAGCCUUCUUCACGACCUUGAACUCACACCAGGAUACAGCAGAGGCGAGCACGAGUUACCAGUGCAGUGACAACAACAAUAACAGUAGUCCCUCGGCAGAGCCUUGGAAGUGUUCCAACUGCAGCGAGGUUUUCAGCACAUUUGCACAACUCGAGUCGUGCCCCUGUGAAAACAAACGUGCCAAGAGAGGGCGCAAGCCGAAGGUCAAAUCACCCGGCGUCCCGACAACGAUCUCCAGCGAAGGUUUGAUCUUGGGCGGCGACGUGAGAAAGGCAGAGGGCCUAGCGUUGAAAACUGAAAAGGAAACUAAAACGGGUAAACCUCGACGGGGACGAGCCAAAAAAGAACCCAAGACUUACGCUUGCAGCGAGUGCCCGAAGAUAUUUGUGAACUCGGAGAAGCUUAAGACGCACACGUACAUGCACUCAGGGGAACGCCCCUAUGUAUGUUCAAACAACGGAUGUUCAAAGGCAUUUAUUUCAAAGUACAAGCUUCUUCGACAUAUGGCAACACAUUCACCGAAUAAGAUGCAUUGCUGCACUCACUGCAACAAGAAAUUCCACCGCAAGGAUCACCUGAAGAAUCACCUUCAGACGCAUGAUCCGAAUAAAGAGGCCUACCGAUGCAACGAAUGCGGUAAGGUCUACAGUACCAAACCGGGCUACAAGAAGCAUCUGGCAUUACAUGCUGCAGCAUCGGGGGAACUGGUGUGUAAGUUAUGUGAAAAGGACUUUGAGAGUACAGAGACACUGUUGCUUCAUCUGAAGCUGCAUUCAGGGAAGUCGACUGGUGUGAAGGAGAAGAAGCACCAGUGUGAGCACUGCGACCGACGCUUCUACACGCGCAAGGAUGUUCGAAGGCACAUGGUGGUGCAUACGGGUAGAAAAGACUUCUUGUGUCAGACGUGUGGGCAAAGGUUUGGGCGCAAGGACCAUUUAGUGCGGCACACCCGCAAGAGUCACAAGGAAGACGACAUGGAAUUACGGGUAAGGUUAGGGGAGCAGUUGCAGGCUGUUGGGGUGACGACAGUACAGCACAUGCUAGGGAUGCAGCAUCUUCAAGAGCAGCAACACCCUCAUCAUCAACUCCAGCAUCAACACCAUCUUCAGCAACAUCCGCAUCAACAGCAGCAACUUUCCCACCAUCAUCACCACCACCAUCAACAAAUGUCACCCAUGGGCCAACAGCAUCAACAGCAUCAACAGUUCAUGUAUCCAAUGCAGCAGUCGUUGCCGCAGCCGCCCCCUCCAUGCACCAUGUCCCAACCACAGCAGUUCACGGAGCUGCUGAAGAUACCACCAGUACCAAGGUUCAAAUCCCAGAUCCAGCCCAAGGUGACCAUUAAGAACGAGGUGCUCAAGAUGAACGAUCCUAUGGACCUGGGAGGGUUGGAAAACUGCAGUCUUGGGCGGGGUCAGAUGAUGCAGGAUGCGUUAGGUCCAGGAGGCGUCGACCUGGGCCAGCUCCUAGGGUUCUUACCCCUCAACGCCAUGCAGCAGCAGCAACAGCAGCAGCAACAGCUCGCCCCUGCUGCUCCGCCGACACCCACCUCUCCACCCAUGUCCCUACCGCCUAACACGCCCCCAGCUACCCUCCCCCAGUCCCCUCUCAACAUCCCCCAAACGCAACUACCUCAACAAGGGAUGCAUGCCCAGGACCAGACGGGGGUGAUACCCCAAUCACACAUGGACAACCACAUGAAUCACGUGCAAAUGCAGCACAUGGGCCCCACCCAAAUACCCUUCUCCGGAAUGCACUCAUUACCAAGAUUCCACCAGGCUUUUCAGUGAUCACUGCCUUUGUUGAACCACACAUCUCCUCGUAGCGCCCAGCUCAUAUUUAGAUCUUCGGCUGAAUAGCAAAGUUUCUCUGAUGUAGCCUUUGGCAAAACAUAAGCACUUUGUGUUCAAAAAGCAAUCUAACUCAUUCCUGACAUCUCAGGCAUUACAAUAAAAAAGAUAUCUAAUUAUUAUUGUCAUGUAGAGGCAACUUCAAAGUGGAGUGGUGAUUUGAAUCAAGGGUAUUUUUCUCUCAUUUAAAGAUAAAAAUUCGGACUAAAAACAUGAUACAUGUAUAAACCAGACAUUGAUAAUCCAGGGUAUUUUGGUCUCGUCCUAAGUCCAUAGAUACGGCUUCAAACGUAAACUAGUCCUAGGUUUACCUAAAAUUAUGUGUUACACGUUUACUCUCCACACCUAGCAGUGUAAACAUACCACUUUGAUAUUCCCUGCCUCGACAUGUAACAUAUAUAUUUUCCAGGCCUUUCCCUGACCCCUGACCCUGACAGAUAUCCAUUAAAUUUUUUAACCAACCACUGCAUCAGAUGUGACAAGGGAUGUAAGGUUUAAACAGUGGUCACGAGCCUGACAUUGAUUUAUUCUGGCUGAGCUACGGCUAUUGUAAGGCGAUGUGUGAAUAGACUUAUCCUUCCUGUCACUCUGCAAGAAGAAGAUUAAAUUCCAGUGUAAACAAGACCUUCAUAUGACUGUAUUCACAGCACACAUUUGCCCCUCUCGUUCAUACGUAGCGCCAGGAGUGUUCAUACGUGUAUGAUAUGCGAGGGAAUUAUUUAAGACUGCCAGAUGGUGUGCUGGAAACUACACGAGAGAUGCCGAAAAGCCGUUGGAAUAAGGCUUUGCAACGAAGGAUCUUGGAUUGACGUUUUAAGAUAUGACCCUUGGCAUGAAUGUAAUAUAAACCUUGAUCUAAUGGAUGUUUUACGGAGGUGGUGUGAAAGGGGUCUUGUACAUUAUACACAAUGAGCCAGUUGAUGUGUGACAAGUGUGCUGCAUUCAGACAUGAGUAGAAUAAUGUAAACGCUGCCUCAAUAAUAUCACAAUGUUUUAGUGAUACUGCCCUCGCUUGGCCCAACUCAUAUAGUGCAAUCAUUUAUUUUUGUUCAUACCUCUGUAGUCUUAUUACUAAGUAUUUGCUACAAAUUAAUGAAAUAUCCUCUCAUUAUAAUGAAAAUUCAAUAUUUUCAAAUACUUGCAGAGUUUUAAAAAAGAAUACCGGUACAAUGAAAACAUGCAUCAGGUUAGGAUGCAUGGGAUGCUCAGAUAUUGAAAUUGAAUAUCAGAAUCAACUUACGGGAUUUAAUGCCUUAUUUGUCUUUGAAGAAGAAGAAAUGUGUUACAUGAUUUCUCUUUUCAUUUGUAGCAGAUACUUGUCAAGUAAUCUCUAGCCAGGUGUCUGGUAAACCAUUUUUGCUCAGUCAAAGCUUUUGUAAUGGUUCUCGAUGCAGUAGCUACAAAUGGCAAAGUGAUAUUAUUUGUUUAUGUCGCAUGAAUUACUCAAAAAAUACCUCGGAAAUAUCAGUCUUUCUCUUGUUAUGUUUGAUUUUUUUCUUCUUAUUUUUACUUUGGUGUAUUUUUAAUGACAGAUUUGUACUUUGAGGGUAUGCAUCGAGUGUUUGAAUGCAACUCUGUUGAUAUUAUUGUUGAUAUUAUUAUGCAUUAUGCAAGGGGGAAACUUGUGUUUGUGUUUUGGGUUUAGCAGACUAAACCAAUUUUGACUUCCAGAAAAUUACUUUUCACUGGUGCAUUUCUUUACCAUUUGAUAUCAUGUUUUGAAAUUAUGCAAGUGUUUUUUUUAUUACAAUAAUGUCUUUAGAUUAAGUUGAUAGUUCUGUAUUGUUUGUCAUCUCUUUGUAAUUUGGAAACAUCGGUGAGGUUCUUUUGCAAUAAUCUGUUGUGCUGUCGCAUGUUACCAAAGCAAUUUCUUGCUAUGCACUUAAUUAUCAUUUCUCUCUUGGUUAAUAAGUUUUAAUGCCAGUAAGGGUAACAGAUUCCCUACAUGUUAAGGUUACAUCUACUUCCAGUCUGACACAUUUUCAGAAGACAUCUUUUGCUUUGGUGAUAACUUUUCAGUAAAGUUGUGUUGCCACGGUUUCUAGUGUUCAAUAACGUUACAUUGCUCGAUAAAAGCACAAGUUGUCAGUAAUGGAUGUGUUGCUUAAGCUACAAAUUUUCAGCAAUGGAACGGGGCUAGGGUUACUUGUUAUCGUAAGAGAUGUAUUGCUUCAAUUAAUAAUUUUUCAGGAAAGAUGCGUUGCCAUGGUAACAACUGGAAGAUGGGACCCAGUGAGACUGAGAAGGGUAGCCUUAUUUUAAGGAGAGUUGGAAUGUUUUAAAGAGUGAGAAACGUGAAUGGGUAUGCCGUCUACAUUGGUGGAUAGCAAGAAUCGUUAGUUGGGUAUCUGCAUGUUGGUCAGUACUGGGGUUUUUUGUCGUGAGACAGAAUUUCGCUUGUUCACUUAAGGGAAAUGGGUAGCAAUGAUUUUGUCAAGCAUAUGAAUCUUCAUGUCCUUUUUGUAUUUUGGGGUCCCAUAGUUUUACCCCCAACAAAAAUUAUAAUCGGCGCUAACAGCCAAUCCUAUAAAAUUUGGGGUCGGUUUCUCAAGACUUUAUUGUCAAUAAAAAGUUACUAUCAUUUAAUGAGAUGCACUUGAUUGCCUUCGAGCAAAUCAGCCCAUACAGAAUUUCAGCUUUUUUGUUGAGAUAUCGAUAAUUUUUCUGAGGACUGGGGCUUGAACUAUUUUGGAUGAAUAACCCUAAAGGUUAGUUAGCUAUUCUCAAAUACUCCAGUGAAAAGAAAAGCAUUAUUCUGUAUGUAUGUCUGUUUGUGUGUGUGUCUGUACAUAUAUCAAGUUCUAAAUGUUGAACUGUUGCACAAAUGAUGAUCAUGUUCCUUGCACGUAUAUUGUGAACCCCAUUGUCAAGGGUUAACAGGCUUAUUGUGUAUUCCUCGUCGUAAUUAUGUAACUGUUAUGCUGCGUUCAUACCCAACCGACACAUAAAUGUUUGUUGCAGUGUAGACCGUGGGUGGCAUUCCUGUUCACACAUAUUAUUUAUCUGUUUAUCAGCAUGUUUAGGCCUCUGAAGAAAAGUUGCUGCAAUGCAGGCGCAAUCUGUACUCUACAUAAAGUGGAAUAGUAGCAUCAAUUUGUUUGGUUUGGGCAAAGGAAUCAUAGUUCGAGGGGAGCGUUAAAAUGAAAGCUUGAAAAAUGGUACAACUCUAAUUAUUGACACAUUUUUUCAUACAUUUUCUUUCAAGGCAGCUGGUUAAUGAAUUAUAAGAAAAGAUUAAUUUUAUUGGUGCAAACCCACAAUUAAUUCUUCUAAAAAUACAUUAAAAGUCAAUUCAACAUGACUUGAACUAAGAAAUAUUAAAUUGCUAUCGAAUAUGUUUUACGCAGCUGUUAUUUUUCUUUAUUAUUUCAUUUGAAAUAGCUCAUCAAAAUUAGUCUUUAUCUGUCUGUGCUCUUUUUGUUUUGAAAUAUGCUUUAAAAUGUUUUUAUUGUAGUGCAGCUGUCAAGAAUUUAUGCAGCUUAAAUAAGGUUUAAGAUUUAAAACUCGUGAAAGAAUACAGUUUUUAACCAGCAACUGAAUACACCGCGAUGGGCGCAGCUGCAUAGUUUAUGUUCAUUAAUGGUUAUAAUGUAUUUAAUAUAAAUAUAAUAGUUAAGAAAAUAAUUGAAAGAAGUUGGAAUAUAUUGGUGAAGGGCUGAAACUAACUAAUUACCAAGAGGCAAAUUUUAAGCUGACUAUACUUGAUAAGAACAUAUUUAUAACUCUAGCAAUUAAUUAAGGAUAAUCAUGUUUGUUUUUCUGUUUUUAUUCUGUUUUUGUUCUAUUUUUUUUUCAACUGAAUUUGAUAUAUGCAUUGACUUGUAUUCUUCUAAUUCAGCUGAACUACGGUAUAUGCAACAGAAGUCAUGUUUUUAAACAAAGCAAAAUUUUAAUUUGUCUAUCAAGCCUCCAUCUACUUCCGUUGUUAAACUCAACUUAAGACUGACCUUAAUCCUAGUGUCAGGUCAAAAAUGAAAGUAGAAUUUAGUUUAAAUAUGGACUUACAUUGCUAAGUCGGGAAAAUUGUGGAGGAUAGGUGGUGGUCUAAAAGAAAAGAAGAUAUAGUCAAAUAUACUUAAACCCAUUACCUUUGGGACAGGAAUGUUCCCUGUAUUAAGCUAAUGGGAUUGAGAGGAUUCAACAUUCAUUGGGUUAAUUUGCCAUGAUGGCAUUUGAUCUAUGACCUUUAAUCUAUGACCUAUGAUCUUUGACCUAUUAUUUGAAGAUGUACUUAGGGUUUCCGUUAUGGGAUCACUGAAAGUCAUGGAAAUUGAUUAUGGGUGCGGCCAUGUGUUGCUAUGGCAGCCUUCCAGUUUGAACCAACAAUGGACGUGGUAUUUGUAUGCCGCUUGGAUGCUGCAACCCAUAUCAAAAUGGGACUUAUAAAUCUGGUUAUGGAAAGGGCAAAUAUAGGUCAUGGAAAAGUCAUGAAAAGUCAUGGAAUUUUGUUCUCAAAUUUCUUUGGGCAGACGUACCUCUGGACCCUUAAAGUCCAGUGCUAUCAGGCUUUCACGUGGAGUAUUCGAAAAAUUUGUUGUUUCCAUUUCAAACAUUUUUCGUUGAAAUCUUCAGUUUGUUGUGAAAGUGAUGGCCUGCUUUAAGCGGUUGGAACAGAGAGAAGAAAGAUUUGAUGUGAAAUAAUACAUCUCGGACCAGGCACGUCAGAAAAGUUCAGAUAAUCGACCCCACCACUGCCACCAUGAUGAGUUUGAGGGUCUUGGUAAUGGUAGAUAACUCAGGAUAAUAUAGAGUCGGCAGUCUGGUUUGUCAUGAUAGACAUGUUGUUUAUUCAACUACGACGGAUAUUCGGAUAUCGCAUAUCGUAACAGUUGAAGGAGGAUAAUAUAUAAAGAUAAUGCUAUCAAAAUAGCAGUAGGUAUCGCGUAAGUACGGACUAUGACACUUGUAUAGAACGGAAAAAUGCUUUGAAAUCAAAUUUGUCAUGAGGCUGCAAUUCCUGAAACCCACUGCUUUGUUUAAACUUCCGGUAGAUGUCUUGUAGAACUAAGGGAAUGCAAUAGUUCAUGGGUUGAUAAUUGUAAUCAUUACAUUUUAUGUACAUUUGGGUCUUGCUUGGAGGUGGAUUUAUUGAACGGGUAAUGGCAUAUUGUCAACAUUCUUGUAAUCAUCAAGUCAUCAAUUUUGUUUUCCUUUGUUUUGCUUUGCUUUGCUGUGCUUUCAUGGAUAAAAGAAAUUCACACAACAUACGUGUAUUCCCUGACUUGCCCGACAAAAUGCAGACAAAUUGUUUUUACAUAAAUACAGAACAUAUGGGGGAAAUACCAAUACAAUCCAUAAGCACUUAUUAUUUGUUUUCAGGUACAUUUUCUCAUUGGACAAUCCUCAAUUAUGCAUUCAUGUUUGCAAAGUAUUCUAUUUAUUUUUUCAGGAAAAUUUGAAAUCAGGUUUUCACCUUAUAUAUCACAUACCUCACACCGCCAACA